Molecule: messenger RNA, 6550 nt
Organism: Dufourea novaeangliae
Lineage: Eukaryota; Metazoa; Arthropoda; Insecta; Hymenoptera; Halictidae
Product: F-BAR domain only protein 2
Exons: 14
Coding region: 130-3009 (959 amino acids)
Biological process (GO): clathrin coat assembly; clathrin-dependent endocytosis
Cellular component (GO): clathrin-coated pit; plasma membrane; cytoplasm
Source: RefSeq, a predicted model, not a curated record
AAACGGUUGCGUCGUCUAUAGUACCGUGUGUGUACAUAUAUAUGUGUGUGUCAAUGGUUCGUUAUUAACGGUGCAGUGCGGCCUGAUACAUCAGAAGAUAAAUUAUGAUGGUCUGAUCACGGUUCCAACAUGACUGUGGAUUUCGCCGACUUCUUUUGGGGCGAAAAGAAUAAUGGAUUUGACGUGUUAUAUCAUAACAUGAAGCAUGGUGUGGUCGCGAGUAAGGAGUUGGCUGAGUUUUUAAAAGAACGAUCAGCCAUAGAAGAAAACAAUUACAAGCUUCUGAGUAAAGUAGCCAAGCAGGUUGGCAAUAGUAGUAGUACCCAAGGAACAUUUGCACCUGUUUGGGCUGCUCUAAGGGGUGCAGCAGAAAAACUUGCAGGCUUGCACUUGCAGAUGGCCCAAAGGGUCACUGAACUAAUAAAAGAUGUAUCAAAAUAUGCAGAUGAACUGCACAAAAAGCACAAGGCUGUAAAAGAAGAAGAAUCGUCCACUUUGGAAGUUGUACAAAGUAUACAAAGCAUUACAGUGACUUUGCAAAAGGCGAAAGAUAUGCGUAUGCAAAAGGGUCUUGAAUUGGAAAAGCUAAAGAAAGAUAAUGCCAGUCAAAAAGAAUUAGAAAAAGCAGAGAUUAAGUUCAAAAAAGCACAGGACGAUUAUAAAACAUUGGUGGACAAAUACAUGGUUAUAAGAAACGAUUUUCAGACCAAAAUGACUCAGGCUUGCAGACGAUUCCAAGAUGUAGAGGAGACACACUUGAAACACAUGAAGGAGUUUUUAAAUAUCUAUGCAGAUGUCUUGCAAACUAAUCACGAACAAGUUGGCCAGGUCCAUAUCGAUUUUAAACGUCAGUGUCUGGACAUGACGGUGGACAAGUUAUUAGAACAAUUUGUUCAAAGCAAAUACACAGGUUUCGAGAAGCCAGAUAUAAUCGAAUACGAAGAAGUUAUGACAAGUAUAGGAGACACAACCAGUCAUUCGCAAUCGGAUAGCAAUGUUGAGACACCUAAGGAAACAUCAAAAGGAGCCAAUGGAGAAACAGGAGUCGCUGGUAACACUCACAGUUCAAAAAAAGAUCAGGGAUUAAAAGGGGAGGGUAAUCGGGUGGAUGAGGAAAAGGGUAGGGUACAAGAAAAAGAAAACGAAAGACUGAAUGAAAGGGAUAGAGAACUGUCACAUGCACAAGCCACCAAGGCUUCCCGCCGUACUACCUCGCUACUCAACCUGUUCAUGUCCAACUCCCAGGACAAACAGAAGCAAGCAGGGUCUGGUUCGGCACCUGCAACUCCUCAGGGGAACAACCUGCCUCCUGCUGUUCCACCUCCCAGCAUCUCCAGGAACCCUCUCAGAGGAUCUAAAUGGUUUCUUCGCAGCAGGAGAGAGAAGCGAAAGGAAAAGAAAGCGAAGAAGAAGAAGGAUAUCGUGGAGACGAGCAGCAACAAAGAAGAAAAGUCUGACCUGGAGGACAAGGAGGACAGCCGAAAGUCCGAGACGCCUACACCGGAAGUGGACGAGGAUGGUUUCUGUAUCCGACCGAAAUCAGAUCCGUGGGAGAACGAGAAGGGAUUCUAUUCCAGCUCGGAUACCGAUUCCGAGGACGAGAGGGAAAGAAAGAUCAGGGUGGAGAUAAAACCUCUAAGCAACGGCGGGGCGCCCAUGAGCGCUAGCGUGGACGAGCUUAGGGCAACGGUGGAGAAUUUGUCAUUGUCGCCUGCUCCGACGGGACGUAGAGGAUCGAACACCGACUCAGAUCACCAUAUGAAAAGGUCUCAGUCAGUGUCACAGCAACUAGGAGGUAAGCCAAGCUCAGAUUUACUUGGCCUAAACUUGUUCAAUCCCAGCAGUACGCCAUCGAGCGCCUCGACGCCGACCGGCAGUCAUCCGUACGCACCACUGCAAAGUCCUCCGCCACUGUCAUCGUCGCCGACGCCGCAACCGCAGCCACCGCAAUCCGCGCCACCUACACACCCUCAUUCACGGUUCCCCGAUGGCGAUUUGUUCUCGGAAGUGGGAGACAUCACUCCGGCCUUACCCCCGAAACAGUCCGCGUCUUCCACACCGACCGGAUCUAUUAUCAUUCCGAGACCGCCGUCUCGAAGAGGGGAGGGCCCUUCGCCAAGGGGCAGAAUGUCACCGGCGACGAUAUCCAGAGCGGACAGCGUGGCCAGUCUGGAGUUCCGCACCGCGGGCGUGGGCGUCGGUUCGUCCAGGGGCCCUUCACCGUUGACAAUCGGAUUGGCUGAUACUAUACCACUGGCAGUUGCAUUCCAUGAGAUAGUACACUCUUAUUUUCGCGGGACCGACGAGACACGAUGCCAGGUGAAGCUCAGUGGCGACAUGAUGCUGUCGUUCCCCGCCGGUAUCGUCGCCGUAUUGGCGAACAAUCCCAGUCCCGCGAAGCUUGCCUUUCGUGUGAGAAACAGCAACAGAUUAGAGAAAUGGUUUCCCAAUAAUCAGCUCGUCAGCAUGGACGCCACGCAGACAACGGUCGACAGUACAAUUUUCGAAUUCAAUAUGAGUGCCUUAACCACAUUGUUACGCAAACAGGCUGAACAGAAUCCCUCGGCUUCCUAUUUUAACGUCGACAUACUCAAGUAUCAAAUAAAAUGCAAGGAGGGCGCGGGUUCUUGCCCCUUCCAGUUGGUGGCGUACUGGAAGUGCGAAACGACUCACACGGAUCUGAAGAUCGAUUAUAAAUACAACAGUCGCGCUAUGGCUUCUCCGAGUCUAUUGUGGAAGUUCACGGAAUUGUCACAGCACAGCGAGGGUAACGGCGUGGGCUCUUUGAAGGCGCGAGUCGAACUCGCACACGGGCCAGGGAACCAGGGAACGAUAUUCACUCAGUUCAAUUGCGAAGGGACCACAUUGUCCGGGGUCGAGUUCGAACUUCUGGGCCCGGGCUAUAGAUUAAGUUUAGUCAAGCGCAGAUUCGUUUCCGGAAAGUAUAUAUGUGACGGAGAUUCCGACUCAAGAAGCAGAUACGCCGCACCUCCAUCGAAUGUAGAUUGACGACUUCCAGAAUGGGCGCCUCAAUGGGAGAGUCAGCCCAUUUAAUAUUGGUACUUGCUUGUUCAUUCACUGCCCAUACCACGACUAAUGUCCGUUCGAACACGAAAUCGGCGUGGGGAAGCCUGUUGGAUACCAAAGAACGACUUGCGAUACGAUAACGGUUGUCUAGCAGAUAAAUUAUUUAUACCGUAAGCCACAGGCUACGCGACGUCGAACCACGCAGGAUGUUAAUUUGUUUCUACGCGGAUUCGGAGCGUGUAUAGAGUCACGAUCUAGGACAAUGGGAAAACUCGAAGAUAUUCGGAAACGCAGUCGGACUUUGCAAGUCACUCGCUACCUGCUGAUGAGAACGGCGUUCUAAUAUGUGUUUUAUAACUUGUAUAUUUUGCAAUUUUCUAUAAUGUGUCCUCGAUUAGAUUGUACUAUUUUUUUAGUAAAGUUUGUACGACGUGCGUAACAGGUGGUUCAAACGACGAGAUGACGGGUGGAUAGAUUCGGCGUGGAAAACCGUCGGUGAAGCAAAUAUAAGAAGCAGUUGUUCGCAUGAAAGCCUUUGGUAUCCAGCAUAUUUUUCACCACGAUGUUCUCGCCAUAUUAUUGUGUCUAUAAUAAUCAAAAUACGUUACGACUUUUUUUACGUACAAGAAAAAAAAUACGAUGGAAAGAAAGAUAGAGAUGGAAGAAUCUCUCUCUCUCUCUUUCUCUCUCUGACUCUCUCUAAAAAAACCAUCAAACAGUACAACAUCUUUAAUCUAUUGUUAUAACUUGUGUUAUUUUAAUAUAGUUAUUGUAUUAGUAUCGUAUCGUUAAGAGCUUAUCCGGAGAAGAAAUGUAAAGGAUCUGUAAACGCCAAUUUCGAUUACUUCUGUAAAUUUAGCAUUUAUAUUUCAUACGAACGGGGGUCGAUUUAACAAUCGCUUGUUGUAAACCUCUUUGUCACAGUGUCCGCACUGUGUAACCCCGAGCAGUUAUUUCGUAUGCUCGCGAAAUUCAAAUAUUGUAUAUGUAUAGGUACAUGGCGUACGCGAAAACGAUCGCGCGAAAUUGAUCGUUGUCGAACAAAGAAAGAAAGGAAAGCCGUUGAAUCGAAUCGUUUUGUGAUAAUUCGUUGAAUUCACUACGCAGCGGUCUCUGCGUACUCUCUCUGUAACAUAAAUCGAACGCGUAGGUUCCGCUUUUUCUCCAAAUUCGAAAAAAAUAGCUAAAAAAAGGUAGGCUCCGGUAUGAAGAGGGAACGUGAUAAAAAAAAACGAUUAUUCUUCCUCGAAAUUCAGCGACAGCAAAAUUAUUCUAUCGAGAGAAAGGAAGAAAAUAAAAAUAAACGAGGCGAGAUAUUUUAGCGUUGUAAUGAUCGGGAAGCUUUCACUAGUUCGCGAUCUAUAGUUUUCUUGUCGUUUUAAAGUCUUCUAACCGUCACACAACGACGAUGCUCGUUUCGUCAUUCUCGUGUUCGCGGAUUAAUCCAGUAUUGUCUCUUGCUACACUUAAACUUAGAGCGUAACUAUUUCGAACUAACACUUCGCUCGGUUCACUUUUUAAGAAAAACUGUACUAUCUUCGAGGACGUUGACUCAGUCUUCUCAAGCCCUUCGCCGAAACCAGUAAUCGUAAUCUUCUAUCUGAUUAUGUUUCUUUUUUCGUUCUCCCCCCUUCAUCAUUCUUCAUUCUUUAGUGUUCUCUUUGCCACAACGUCUACGAAUCGAACGCUAGAGGCAGGCCAUUUUGUUCAAGUCACAUAUGCAUACAUACUGACUCGUGUGUGUAUGUGUAUUGGCGCGCGCGUGUAUAUGUAUACAUGUAUAAUAUGAGAGACGAAGUUAACAACUCUAUAAGAAUAAGUCUGAAAACGAAACUCGAUUAUUAUUACUAUUAUUAUUAUUAUUAUUAUAACACAAUAGUCCCGCACACACGAUGCUUCCUUCUGUGCAGACGUAGUGUAAUGGGCAACAAGUCGACAGAAAUGCACCCGUACAUACUCGUGCAUAGUUCGAUCUGUGAUUUCUCCUUUUUUUAACAUUCUUUGAAACAAAUUCAAAAGGCAAUUGUUUUUUUUUUAAUUAUAUUUAAGAUCGAAUACCAAUCCGUUCGCUAGUGUAUUUUAAUAAUACAUUAUAGAACCUGUUGCAGGUUUCACGAACAAUAUUAUUAUUAUUAUUCUAUUGUAAAGUCUUUUAACGAGGGACACCCCAACUUCUGUCCUCGAUCUGUACACGAGUACUUGCGGCGCUUGUUCCGAGGUGAAGCAUUUAUCCCGAGGUUCGAAAAGUGCAUUAUCCUUCUCGAUCCUAACGAAUAGUUCGUAGAGACCGCGGAUUGCUCACGAUCUACGGUAUACACGCGACGAUGUGAAAAAGAAAACCAGCGGCAAUCUCCUGUUGUAGAAAAUCAUAAUUUCGUGGGAUUGAUUUCCAGCACACGAUGAUUUUCACGUUUCCACAGAAAGAUGAUGGAACAAAACACGUUUUGUUGUCGUUCCGUGUCGCGUUCUUGCAAUGCUCCCGGCGCCUAUGUAUAUAUUUUACGAACUUUACAUAUUUUCGUUUUUUGCCUUUUUUAUUACUAUACUCUUGUUAAGAGGAACACGAAUAAUACGAAGGUCUACGAAGAGCAAUAUAGAAAUAAAAAAGGGGAUCAUCCUCGAACGAUAAAAGAUGAUCACGGAAAUUUUGGCGACCACUCCAUUCGACGUUGCUAAUCAAGCUACUCUUCUCGACACGAUCGAGCCAGAAAGAAACAUUAACGCCGAGAGAGGUGUGUGCGGUGUAGUACCGGUUUCUUUACGGUGACACGCGGUUCGAUUGAAUUUACAAUUGCAAUAUCGAUGCUAUCCGAAGCGAAUACGAGAUCUCUGGUAAAUGUAUGCGAGGCGGGACACAGAGAGUUAAAAAGAACAAAAAGAGAUAUAUACAUAUAUAAAGAACGAGAGACGACUAAUAUGGAGUGGUUCCUGGAUGAUGAUAAUGAAAAACAAACAAAAGAAAAUAUCGACUGAGCUCUCCUGUGAUACGCAGAUGUCACUAUAAUUUCGUAAUAAACGUUUGUAACGAAACAUAAAUAAUGUUAUAAAUGGGUCGCGUUCACUUUUACUUCCCGACUGAGAUCCCGCUUAAGAUCAACGUGAGGGUGGGCGGUCCCGUGCGACGACACGUCAUACCCCCCGUGGCUUUUUAUUCACGACACAAAAAAAAACCGUGCGUUUAUUCGUCCAGCGUGCGUUUUCGAUUCCUAUGCGUAACACACAUUGUAUGUAUAUACGCUGCCGACAGAGAGGAACAUAGAAGUAAUUUAAUGCGGUUUCGCUUUUCACACGUGUACGGUCGCGCAAUAACGACGGAAAGUCCGACACCUCACAGAAAAAUCACACACACACAGAGAAACAUACACACGCGCUAUGACUAUCGAUACGAACUGACUAUCCGUUGUAAAAUGUUCAUCAGGUACCCGAGAAAAUUGUAAAGAUUACAUAAAAGCGUUCACGAAGAAGGUCCAAAAUCGGUUCUAAUACGACCGCAUAAAAUUGCGUAAAAUCGAAUACAGAUGCC